AUGUCCGAAUAUCAGCCAAGUUUAUUCGCUUUGAAUCCAGUGAGUUUCUCACCAUUGGGGGGGUCUAAACCCACCAACGAAAAUACUUCUACUUCCACUUCUACCGCCAGACCUGUUGUUGGGCAGUUGAUUUUUGAUAAAUUUAUCAAGACAGAAGAAGAUCCAAUAAUUAAGCAGGAUACUUCUUCCAAUCUUGAUUUUGAUUUUGCGUUGCCACAUACUGCAACUGUUUCUGACACUAAGGCCGCUCUACCAAUUCCAGAGUUGGAUGCCGCUGUGGUAGAAUCUUUCUUUUCAUCAAGCACCGAUUCAACUCCAAUGUUUGAGUAUGAAAACCUAGAAGACAACUCUAAAGAAUGGACUUCUUUGUUCGACAAUGAUAUUCCCGUUACCACUGACGAUGUUUCAUUAGCUGACAAGGCAAUUGAAUCCACCGAAGAAGUCUCUUUGGCACCUUCUAAUUUAGAGGUAUCGACAACUUCUUUUUUGCCUACUCCUGUAUUAGAGGAUGCAAAAUUGAGCCAGGUAAAGAAGGUUAAGAAACUGAAUUCAGUCGUUAAGAAAUCUCAUCAUGAUAUGAAGGAUGACAAAUCGAGACUAGAUCAUUUGGGUGUCGUAGCUUAUAACCGUAAGCAACGUUCAAUUCCACUUUCUCCGAUUGUGCCUGAAUCUAGCGACCCUGCUGCUCUGAAACGUGCUAGAAACACUGAAGCUGCAAGACGUUCUCGUGCAAGAAAGUUGCAAAGAAUGAAGCAACUUGAAGACAAGGUUGAAGAAUUACUUUCGAAAAACUACCACUUGGAAAAUGAAGUUGCCAGAUUGAAGAAAUUAGUUGGCGAAAGCUGA
Messenger RNA from Saccharomyces mikatae IFO 1815, 846 nucleotides. RefSeq names its product amino acid starvation-responsive transcription factor GCN4 (gene GCN4). Lineage: Eukaryota; Fungi; Ascomycota; Saccharomycetes; Saccharomycetales; Saccharomycetaceae. Gene Ontology annotation, biological process: positive regulation of cellular response to amino acid starvation. The transcript has a single exon. The record is from RefSeq and is a predicted model, not a curated record. Bases 1 to 846 code for a protein of 281 amino acids. Gene Ontology annotation, cellular component: transcription regulator complex. Gene Ontology annotation, molecular function: RNA polymerase II cis-regulatory region sequence-specific DNA binding; DNA-binding transcription factor activity, RNA polymerase II-specific.